Molecule: messenger RNA, 1620 nt
Organism: Vicia faba (fava bean)
Lineage: Eukaryota; Viridiplantae; Streptophyta; Magnoliopsida; Fabales; Fabaceae
Source: the annotation of a GenBank genome assembly
AUGGCGAACGCCGCUUCAUCAGAGCUCGGCCGUUCAAUCAUAAAACAGCUGGCCAUCUCUCAGAAAUCCUCCCGUGAAAAAGCUCUCCGUCUCCUCCUAAAAUCAUGGCUCCCUUCUCAAUCUCAACCACUCCCCGACGACGACGCUAAAAAGCUCUGGAAAGGUCUCUUCUACUGCGUCUGGCACUCCGACAAGCCUCUCGUUCAAGCCGAACUCAUCGAUCGACUCUCCUCGCUUCUCUUAGUGCUUCAUCCUUCGUUCUCCGUUCAGUAUUUUAGUACUUUCUUCAUCACGAUGCGUCGCGAAUGGUCCGGUAUCGACGCGUUGAGGUUAGAUAAAUUCUAUCUUCUGAUUCGUAGAUUCGUUUCGAAGGGUUUUUCGCUAAUUAAAAAGAAUUCAUGGGAUUUGGAAUUUGUGAAGGUUGUUAUGAAUUGUUUGGAUGAUGCUACUUUUGGUUCGAAAGAUAAGUUGUUGCAGGGGAAUGGUGUUAAUUAUCAUGUUGCUUCGGUUUUUCUCGACGAGCUUACGCCGUUUCUUCCGGUUAAGGAAGGUGUUUUGGAAGUGAUGUUUAAGCCGUUUUUUGAUGUGAUGGGGAGAUUGCCUGAUAAGGUUUUGUUAGGGAAGAUUAAGAGUGGGUUGUUUGAUGUGUUGUUGAGGAAUGGGAGGAGGUUGUUGGAGGUUAAGAAGAGUGGGGAGGAAGGGAAUGAGGGUAAUAUCGAUGUUGUGAAUUUGGGGACGAUUGCGUUGGCGAUGGGUUUUGGUUCCAAGUUGUUUGAGUUGGCUUCUGCUCCGGAUUGUGUUCAGGGGAAUAGAAAGGUUUUGUUUGAAAUUCAUCGCGAGUUUUUGAAGCUGGAGAAGGAUGCUGUUAUUUCGGGGUUUGAGUUUUUGAUUCCUGAUUCUGUUGGAAGGGGUGAUGAGGAAGUGUCGGAUUUGGUUCCUGAUGUUGAGGUUGAUGCUGAUGUUGUUCUUAAUGGUAAGUUGCUGAAGAAAUGCAAGGAUUCUGUUGACAAAGUGAAGAAGGAAAAGAAGUGUAAGAAGAAGAAAAAGAAAAAUAAGGAUUCUGCUGAGAAUGGUGAUAAGAAUGUUGCUACUGAAAACGGUGGAAAUUUGAUUGAUGAAGAGGUUGACAACGAGUUGGUUUUGUCGGAGACUGUGAUUUCAAAUCUCCAAAAGCAGUUUGAGAAGGUUGCAGCGGAAGCAGGUUUGGAUGACAGUAAUGCAAGUUUAUGUGUUACACCUAGAGCUACUGAGACUGUAUCUAAGAAGAGAAAAAGAACUAAGAAUUCUAAAGGAAAGAUAUCUCAGGAUCUUGAAUUGAACAGUGGAGACGCCGAGGACUCUGCAGUAGCUAAGAGUGGGGAGAAAAGUUUGAAGAGGGUAAGAUUUUCCAUGAAAAAUAACUUGGUAUGGAAGCCACACAGUCCUUUACCUCCUCAGAGUUUGAGAAUUCCUCCCUCUGUUACACCAAGAGGAAGUGCACUCAAAAAGGGUGUUCCUCCAGGUCCCAUCAGGGAGAUGUCUUCCCAGACCAAAAAGGCGAAACUGAAGAAGGUCCGGAGGACAAUAGUUGGUACGCCAUCUAUCAAGCGCUUGAGAAAAUUGAGAGCUCUUUCAGUGUGA